AUGGGUCCAAAGGUCAUGGUCACCACAGCAGACCCCUUUGAGGAUGCCACCGACUCAGGAGAUGGCCACACAGGCAGCACCAAGACAGGUGAACCCGAGGCCAUGGACCUCAGCUCAUAUCAGCAAUCCAUGGACCCCAAUCAUGAGGAGGAGGAGCAUGAUGAUGGCAAUGAUGAGGGAAAUAUUGUCAAUGGAGGCAAAGCAGUACUGGAGCUCUCUGGAAUGGUUCAAAACCAUCCUGCUCGGAUACUGGCUGAUACCAGUGCUGGUUUGUCCAUAGUCUCAGAUUCUUUCAUUACUCUGGAAGAUGGACCCAUAGGGUUCAUGCUGUUCGAGGAGCCACCAUCAUCACUCCCAGCCUUUGGUUUUGUACCUACAGGCGCAGACAAAGGAGUAGAGAUGGAGGUAGAGGUGGACAAGGUAGUGAUGGCUGCAGACAUACCAAAGCCAUACCAACACCUGCAAGAUGUGUUUGAUGAGGUGGAAGCAGACAAGCUGCCCCAUCAUACUGAGCAUGAUCUCCACCUCAAGUUGAUAGAAGGAGGUAAGCCACCUCAAGGGCCCCUGUACCUUAAAGGACCCAAGGAGAUGUCCGAGUUGAGGAGGUACUUGGAUGAGAACCUUGAGAAGGGGUUCAUAAGACCAUCGAAGAGCCUGGCACAAUCACCAGUGCUCUUCGUACCAAAGAAGGAUGGAGGUCUCAGACUCUGUGUGGACUACCGAGGUCUCAACGAGAUCACUGUCAAGAACAGGGCACCACAGCCCCUCAUCGAGGAGCAGCUGUUCUUACUCAGGAAGGCAAGGAUCUAUACCAAGCUAGACCUUAGAGCAGCAUACAACCUCAUCCAGAUUGCUAAAGGAGAUGAAUGGAAGACAGCUUUUGGCACUCAGUUGGGACUCUAUGAGUACCUAGUGAUGCCCUUUGGCCUAGCCAAUGCUCCAGCUCACUUCCAGUUUGACACCAAAGAGACACAUGUGAAGCAUGUCACCAAGGUCCUCACUCGAUUAAGGAGCAACAGGCUCUUUGCUAAGCUGUCGAAGUGUGAGUUUCACACCAAGGUAGUUGAGUUCCUGGGAUACAUCAUCAAGCCGACAGGUAUAGAGAUGGACCCAGAAAAGGUGUGCACUGUCAAGGAGUGGCCAAUGCCAGAGUCAAUCCAUGACAUCCAAAGGUUCCUGGGUUUUGCCAACUUCUAUCGAAGGUUCAUAGCCCACUUUGCUUGUAUAGCCAAGCCCUUGACAUCACUGGUAAAGCCCACAGAACAGUUCAGGAAGUUCGAGCUACCAGAGGAGGCCCAGCAGGCCUUCCACAAGCUCAUCCAGGCAUCCACCUCAGCAGGAGUGCUUCAGCACUUCGACUACCACCUUUCAACAAGGUUGGAGACCGAUGCAAGUGACUUUGCUAUAGCAGGAGUACUCAAGCAGGAGCAUGAAGGUCAAUGGCACCCAGUGGCCUUCUACUCUAGGAAGAUGUCCUCUGCCAAGAAGAACUAUGAGAUCCAUGACAAGGAGCUCCUAGCUGUGGUCACUUGCCUUACUCAGUGUCAACUGGUCAUCCUUACCGACCAUGAAGCCCUCAAGUACUUCAAGUCCCAGAGACGCAUCACAGGUCGACAGGCUCGAUGGGCAAUACUACUAGCAGACUUCGAUUUCAUACUACAGUAUCGACCAGGAGACAAGGGUGGUGGGCCUGAUGCUCUCACCAGAAGGACUGACAUGCAACCAGCUGGUGAAGAGCAAGAUCACAAUGUGAGGCAACUACUGCCUCCUCAAGUGUUCAAGGAGACAGCAGACCAUGACUCGAUCCUAGUGGCCCCUAUGCUCUCGAUGGAGUCCAUAGCAUCAAAAGGUCUCAGAGACCUGGUCAGGAUCUUCCAGCCCUUAGACCAAGAGCUACAGGAGAUACAUACAAAGAAGCCCUUCGAGAUCAAGGAUGACCUAUGGUACAGUGGAGGAAGCAUCACUGCUGGACAUGUGGGAAGAGAUGCUACCAUCAAAGCAGCCCAACAACAUUACUGGUGGCCAAACAUGACAGCUUGGAUUGCAGACUAUGUAGCAAGUUGUCCUCCACUAGCAACACCAGACAGGCCCUGGGGCUCCAUAUCCCUCGACUUCAUCAAAGGAUUACCACCAUCAAGGAACUAUGACUCCAUCCUUGUCAUUGUUGACAGGCUGACCAAGUUUGCCAUACUAGCUCCAACCCAUAAGACAGUCACAGCCAAACAGACUGCAGUGUUGCUAUAUGGACACAUGGUUAGACUCUUCGGAUAUCCAGAUCACAUGGUCUCGGACCGAGGCAGGCAGUUCAUAUCAGGAGCAUGGAAGGCAUUUGCAGAGCAAAUGGGUGUGAAGCACUCACUUAGCACGGCUUACCAUCCUCAAACUGAUGGUCAGACAGAGAGAGUCAAUCAGGUCAUAGAGCAAUAUCUCAGGAUGUACUGCAACUAUGAGCAGAAUGACUGGGCCAACCUGCUGGACACUGCGGCCUUUGUAUACAACAACACGGUCCACAACAGCAUUGGAGUCAAUGAUCCAGGUCGCUUCAAGUACCUCAUGGAUGGAAAGGAGCAUUGCAAGUACCUCCAGGAGCAGAUCAGAGAGGCACAAUGUAGAUCAGUAGACCAGUAUAACAGGAAGCACAAGGACAUCGAGUUUAAGGUGGGUGAUCUGGACUAUAUCAACUGUCAAAACUGGAAGACAAGGAGACCCACACCCAAGUUAGAUACCUGGUUUGCAGGACCCUACCCAGUUCAGGAACGGGUAGGAUGCCGAGCUUAUCGAAUCACAUUGCCAGCAAACCUUAGGGUGCAUGAUGUGUUCCAUGUCUCCAUGCUCGAACCAGCAAGAACCAGUUCUCUUCCUCAACGAGCUGAACAGCCCACCAUACCAUCACUUCCAGAUGAGGACCUUGACUUCGAAGUCGAAGCACUCAUCGACAAGCAUUCACACAAUGGGACUACAGAGUACAAAGUGUUGUGGAGAGGGUACUCAGAAGAAGCUGCUUCAUGGGAACCAGUAGAGAACCUCAACUGCCCUGACCUCAUCCAGGAGUAUGAGGUGUCGGAGGGGGGACGAGCGAGUAGACAGAGUAGAGAGAGGAGGAGAGAACAGGAGGAGUAG
Ustilago hordei is the source of this 3120-nucleotide messenger RNA. RefSeq lists its product as uncharacterized. Gene Ontology annotation, biological process: DNA integration. Gene Ontology annotation, molecular function: nucleic acid binding. The coding region runs from base 1 to 3120 and encodes 1039 amino acids. The record is from RefSeq and is a predicted model, not a curated record. NCBI's taxonomy places the organism in Eukaryota, Fungi, Basidiomycota, Ustilaginomycetes, Ustilaginales, Ustilaginaceae. The transcript is spliced from 9 exons.